Molecule: messenger RNA, 1534 nt
Organism: Sinocyclocheilus rhinocerous
Lineage: Eukaryota; Metazoa; Chordata; Actinopteri; Cypriniformes; Cyprinidae
Exons: 3
Coding region: 512-1399 (295 amino acids)
Molecular function (GO): nucleic acid binding
Source: RefSeq, a predicted model, not a curated record
UGCUUGAACACUAUAGACACAUGCUUAGACCAAAGUAACAAAACUUGAAGCUUUUGUUACUAUACCUUAAACACAGUGUAACCAUACCUUAAACAAAAGCGCUGCUUUGCACUUUAGUUGCAAUUCUGUAACACACUUGCUCCUUUCUGCAACACACUUGCUCCUAGACACUACACACUAUUUCAUACAUAAGACACUUAGUUCAAAAAUGAAAUCUCAGGGUACCAUUGGGAAAACACAUCUAUUCAAAAUACAACACACAUUGGUUAAUUGAAAAGACGUUGACACACACCUGAAAACACUUACUUACAAAACUGAACACCAAUCAGCCAGCUACAAAAAGGUCUCAGUUAAGCCAUUUUGAGAACUUGAGGCAGGGAGAGCUAGAGGCAGAGGAAGAGGAAGACAGAGAGAGAGAGGAGGACGUGGUCGAAGAGGCCACGCAAGGACCAUUAUUUCGGAUGACAUAAGAGCAACUUUGGUGGACCAUGUCAUAAACCAUGGCCUGACUAUGAGGGAAGCUGGGCAGAGAGUCCAUCCUAAUCUAAGCCGUUUCACAGUUUCAUCCAUAAUAAGGACAUUCCGACUGGAAAACAGAAUGGCUAGAAGACCUACUGGGGGUGGACGCCAACGCCUGUUCACCCAACAGCAGGAACUUGCCAUAGUGAACCUAGUCAGAGCAAACAAUGCAAUCCGUCUCCACCAGCUACAGCAACAAAUACUUGCAGAUAGGCAAGUAUUCAACAACAUAAAUCGAGUAAGCAUUACAACUAUCAGACGCAUCUUGGUAAAGCACAACAUGACCAUGAAGCAAUUGUACAGGGUCCCAUUUGAGAGGAACAGUGUCAGGGUCAAAGAACUUCGACAUGAAUAUGUACAGAGAAUCUUGGACAUGGAUGGAGCUGCCCAGCCGCAUGAAUGUAUUUACAUUGACGAGGCUGGAUUCAACCUUAGCAAAAACAGACGACGGGGACGUAAUAUAAUUGGCCAAAGGGCAAUUUUGCACGUCCCGGGGCAGCGCGGGGGAAAUAUCACAUUGUGUGCUGCCAUAAGUCUUCGAGGCCUACUGCACCAUCAUGCCAAACUGGGUCCCUAUAAUGCGCAACACAUCAUCACAUUUCUAGAUGCACUUCAUGAUGCAGUUGGACAGGAUGGACCAGAGCAGCCCAGGUUUGUUGUUGUCUGGGAUAAUGUUAGUUUCCAUCGGGCUGCUCUGGUCCAGAACUGGUUCACCAACCAUGAUCACUUUGAAGUUCUGUACUUGCCCCCUUACUCGCCAUUUCUAAAUCCUAUAGAGGAAUUUUUUCCGCUUGGAGAUGGCGCGUAUAUGACCGCCAACCACAUGCCCGUAUGCCUCUUCUGCAGGCAAUGGAACAGGCCUGCGGAGACAUUGAGGUGAGGUCUAUCCAGGGAUGGAUUCGACACACAAGGGGAUAUUUUCCCCGAUGCUUAGCGAGAGAAGACAUUGCUUGUGAUGUUGAUGAGAUCCUGUGGCCAGACCCCAACAGACGGCAGGAUCCAUAAGCCCACUUGC